Phyllopteryx taeniolatus (common seadragon) is the source of this 3142-nucleotide messenger RNA. RefSeq names its product transmembrane protein 214 (gene tmem214). Bases 137 to 2173 code for a protein of 678 amino acids. Gene Ontology annotation, cellular component: Golgi apparatus; endoplasmic reticulum. The transcript has 17 exons. Lineage: Eukaryota; Metazoa; Chordata; Actinopteri; Syngnathiformes; Syngnathidae. The record is from RefSeq and is a predicted model, not a curated record.
CGUAAAGAGACGUGGCACGUUGAAGUUCAAAUGAUGACCAUCGCUCUUUGCCUUUCCCACAAUCCUCUUUGAUUUAGUGACAGGGCAGCAAGAAGUGUAGAGGAGCAUACUUAAUCACCUGGUAGGGACUGCAAGCAUGGCCUCGAGAAAUGGCGCGGUCGGCAAAUGGGAGGUGGUGAAGAAGGGCAAGAAAAGUAGUAGCACGGGAGGUGGUAAAAGCUCGGCGGACAGGAGAGCUCUCGGGGAGUCCAAUCUGCCAUCCAGACAGGCCACAAUUAUGUCACGCACUUUGUUUGAAGCCUUUGAGAAGAUCUCAAAUAAACAGAACAAGGAGCAGGUUCCGCCGCCAACUGAGCCUCAAAAAAAGAAGUCCUCUCCGACAAAACCAUCCAAGAAGUUGUCCUCCACCACUGAAUCCACCCCUGUCACUCACAGGACUCUGGAAGAGGCCUUUAAAGCCCUAAAUGUUGCAGAUCUGAAAGAACAGUUGGCUAAGAGUCAGGCGAUGUUCCCCAAAAACCCAUCGGUGUGGUCAAAAGACCUGGCAGGAUACCUCAACUUCAAGCUGACGGCACCAGUUGCCGAGCCAACCCUCAGCAGCUAUGCUCAUGACUACCCAUACUGUCUUGUAAGCAAGGAGCUGAAGGCUGUCAUCAAAGGCAUUAUUGGGAAUUGCAGUGACGCCCUGCCAGAUUUCUUUGACCACUGUCUUUACACCAUGCUCCGAGAACUCGAGAGGCACUCAGGGGAGCCGCUACAUGGAUACAGAGUUUGCAUUCAAGCAAUCUUGCGAGACAAACCCAAACUGGCAACCCAGAACUUGCCUGAGUAUUUGGAGUUGCUGCGGUCGGUGCAGAAUCAUCCUGUCAAGUGUUUGACCAUCAUGUGGACUCUGGGCCAAGCAGGUUAUUAUGACCUGAGCCAGGGACUAAGAGUGUGGCUUGGUAUCAUGCUUCCUGUCCUGGGUGUGAAGCCGCUGUCCUCAUAUGCCAUUGCCUACCUGGAGAGGGUACUCCUCCUCCAUGCAAACCUGACAAAAGGAUUUGGCAUCAUGGGACCUAAAGAGUUCUUUCCUUUACUGGAUUUUGCCUUCAUGCCCAAGAAUGCCCUGUCUCCAGGUCUGCAGAAGCAGCUGAGGCGCCUUUACCCUCGUCUAAAAGCCUUAGCAUUUGGAGCCAAACCUGAGAGCACCUUACACACGUACCUGCCAUCGUUUCUGUCCAGAGCCACACCACACUGUCCGGAAGACAUGAAGAAAGAGUUGCUCAGCAGUAUGACACAGUGUUUGUGUAUGGAUGUUCAGAGUUUAGGUGUGUGGAGGCAGCUCUACACCAAACAUUUAGCUCAGUCCAGUCUGCUGCUGAACCAUUUAUUGGGCUGCUGGAAUACCCUGCCACCAAAGCUGAGGAAGAGUCUUGAAGACACGAUUCAAUCUUUCAAAGUGACCAAUGAAGAGAUUAAAGAAAGCAACCAGUCUCAGGACCUUAACGACUGCAAUAAUCUGUGUCAGUCUCUCCACGUGAAGAUGCGUGGACAUGGUUUCCCCUGGUCUAAGCUGCUGUUGGUCCUGUUGGUGUUUGCCGCUGGUUUUAUUGCUCAGGACAUCCGAUCUCACAGCUCCUUCACGGAUUCAGCCACAGCCAGACAUCUUCACAGCUCAGGUGUAAUGGCCGUGUCUCAGCAAGCGUGGAGGAAAAUCACCGUCUACUCUAAGCAGGGCUUCAGCUGGCUGAAGACAAACACACCAUAUUAUUACUCUGAGAGUGUGCGGGCCUUUGGACCACUGAUAGAUCAAGGGCUGGAGACAACCAAAACGGCAGCCAUCUUUAUCUCUGAAAAAAGCAAUCACAUCAUCGUAUGGGUCAAAGAAAACGGCCCACUGCUCAUAGAAUGGGUGAAGACAAACACUCCCGACAGUGUCUACGAUGUUUUGGCUUAUCUGAAAUCGCUGCUCCUCUUCCUCCACCAAAACUACAUCUUGCCAGCAUUGAUGUUUUUAAUUGAGCUAUUACAACAAGUGUGGACCAACCUUCAGGACUCCUGCAAUGGUGAAGUAUCUGUUUCGUGUCUGAGAGGUCACGCAUUGUCCUUCACCAACUCAACAUGGCAGCUGCUCCAACAUACGACGUCUGCCAUCACGACGUGGGCUCAGGAGCUGCUGACUCAAGCGUAAAAUACAACAAACACAUGUAAAGCGCACACACACUCACAAUAGUCAAAUACACAAGGCGACCCAGUCUGAGGUUGCCUUUCACUGCGCCUGUUCCUCUCUUAGUCUUAUUGGAUACUGUUGGGUCAAAUAACUAACUCUUCUGUUGGUUUUGACAAAAAACUUUUAUCAAGAAGCUCACAGUGUGGUGAGUGCUUUUUUUUUUUUUUUUUCUCUCUUUUUUCUUCUUCUUUCUUCCUCUACCAAUACCUUUUCACUGCUGGAUGCAGACACAGAUUGAGUUUUCUACUGUAUAGGUCAGCUUAUGUAAGCUUGAAGAUGAUUUAUUAAUGAUGUUUUAUUUAAAUUGGAAAAGUGUUGUAUGAAAACUGGCAAAGUGUUGAGAAAUGACCAAAAAUCUUUUCUUACCUGAUCACAUUCUUAUUCAAAUGUAGAAAUUUAAAUUGCAUUCAGUUUGUGUGCGUGUGUGUGUGUAUGUAUGUUGGGACUGUGUAAAGCGGUCAUCAGUCUUGGGGAAAGUCUACUCACUAGCUCACAAACCUAAAGUGCCCCCCAAAAGAAACAUCUGUUGGGACCCACUGUUGCUGUUAAAUAGCUACAGGCAGGGUGGUCCAUUGUGUCACGUCAGUCCAGAAAGUUCUUAAGGAGAUAAAACCUGCUGUUGACACAUUGUUUUUUUGUAUUGAUUCCUAGCCCCCCCCCUCACUGUCAUCAUCACUCAAAAUUGAUGGCUGAUUUCUUUUUUUUUUUGUCCGGGUAUGUGCCCACAUAUACACUUAUUACCAUGAUUUUGAAGGUGUAAAAGCCCUGACCAGUGUUCUCAGCCACAUAGUAGUGUAACAAUGUCGCCCUCUACUAUAAAACGUUUCACACUAAGCUGAUCUUCUUAAUUGUCCCUAUGAAAGACAUUUGGAUGGAUGUGAUCAAUUUAUGUCAAUAAAUGAGUAGUAAUAAAGACUUCAUUUCACAUAA